Messenger RNA from Nestor notabilis (Kea), 1787 nucleotides. RefSeq names its product DDB1 and CUL4 associated factor 13 (gene DCAF13). Gene Ontology annotation, cellular component: small-subunit processome; nucleolus. Lineage: Eukaryota; Metazoa; Chordata; Aves; Psittaciformes; Psittacidae. The record is from RefSeq and is a predicted model, not a curated record. The transcript has 10 exons. Gene Ontology annotation, molecular function: protein binding. The annotation marks the transcript as partial. Gene Ontology annotation, biological process: maturation of SSU-rRNA from tricistronic rRNA transcript (SSU-rRNA, 5.8S rRNA, LSU-rRNA).
AGCAGUUUCAAAGUGGUAGGAACAGCAGUAAUCUCAGUGUGAAAGAAAAUUCUCCACAACAGGAAAAUUGAAGAGAACUUCUGAAUUCAGCUUACCUUGAAUUACACUACAUACUAUGGGUUUCUAAUGUGUGUGUUACUCUUAUUGCAGUUCCAAGAAACUAUGACCCUGCAUUGCACCCUUUUGAGGUUCCACGAGAGUACGUAAGAGCUCUGAAUGCAACAAAGCUAGAACGUGUGUUUGCAAAACCCUUUAUUGGCUCACUUGAUGGCCACAGAGAUGGAGUUAACUGCAUGGCCAAACAUCCAAAGAGUUUGUCUACAGUGCUGUCUGGAGCUUGUGAUGGAGAGGUUAAAAUUUGGAAUCUGACCAAGCGACAGUGUAUUCGUACUAUACAAGCCCAUGAAGGCUUUGUUCGAGGCAUAUGUGCUCGUUUCUGUGGUACAUCAUUCUUUACUGUUGGUGAUGACAAAACAGUGAAGCAGUGGAAAAUGGAGAGCCCAGAAUAUGGAGAAGAGGAGCCAAUUCAUACAAUUCUUGGAAAGACAGUUUAUACAGGAAUUGAUCACCACUGGAAGGAAGCCGUUUUUGCUACCUGUGGCCAGCAAGUGGACAUUUGGGAUGAACAAAGGACAAGUCCCAUGUGCUCUCUGACAUGGGGUUUUGAUAGCAUAAGCAGUGUAAAAUUCAAUCCCAUUGAGACAUACCUUUUGGGAAGCUGUGCUUCUGACAGAAAUAUUGUGCUAUAUGAUAUGAGAAAAUCAACUCCAUUAAAGAAGGUUAUCUUGAACAUGAGGACGAAUACACUGUGUUGGAACCCUAUGGAAGCUUUCAUUUUUACUGCAGCAAAUGAAGAUUACAACUUAUAUACUUUCGAUAUGCGCUUUCUUGAAUCACCUGUUAUGGUGCAUAUGGAUCAUGUGUCUGCUGUUCUUGAUGUGGAUUAUUCACCCACUGGGAAGGAGUUUGUCUCUGCCAGCUUUGAUAAGUCUAUCCGCAUUUUUCCUGUAGACAAAGGUCACAGCAGGGAGGUGUAUCAUACAAAACGAAUGCAGCACGUCAUCACAGUAAAAUGGACUUCAGAUAACAAAUACAUUCUUUGUGGCUCAGAUGAGAUGAAUAUUCGCCUGUGGAAAGCUAAUGCUUCGGAAAAACUGGGAGUGCUUGCACCACGAGAGAAAGCAGCUAUGAAUUACAAUCAGAAGCUGAAAGAGAAGUUCCAGUAUCACCCAAAGAUCAGGCGCAUAGCUCAACACCGUCACUUGCCUAAAAGUAUAUUUUGCCAAAUCAAGGAGCAGCGUAUUAUGAGAGAAGCUCGUCGGCGAAAGGAACUGAAUCGUCGUAAGCACAGCAAACCAGGAUCUGUGCCACUUGUGUCAGAGAGGAAGAAACAUAUUGUGGCAGUAGUGAAAUAAUUGUUUUCACAUGUACAAAAUCUCACAGUGAAAGACAAUGUCACUGUUGAAUGAAUCCGUUAUAGAAAAUUUGGUGGACAUUGGUAAGACACCGUAUAACUUCAGAAAUGUGGCUUUUCUUCCAAGUAUACACAUGCCCUGAUUCCUCAAGUCAUCAUCUGCCUUGGGUCGUCAUAAGAAUUGGCCAUGUAAUCUUUUAUUGCCAUUGGACUGUCUGCUACUGGUCCAAGACUGUAUUGCAGGGGAGUUUGACUAUUUUGAUACAAGCAGAUAACAUGGUAGUUGUUGGAGGAUAUCUGUAGUUCCAAUCCUGUUCCUCUGUACCGUUAUUAGAAAAGAAGAAUGAAAUAGAUUCAGAUUUGUCAGAGGCAA